Lobosporangium transversale is the source of this 2075-nucleotide messenger RNA. Its product is annotated as pyridoxal phosphate-dependent transferase. The transcript has 5 exons. Gene Ontology annotation, molecular function: carboxy-lyase activity; pyridoxal phosphate binding. The coding region runs from base 9 to 2015 and encodes 668 amino acids. Lineage: Eukaryota; Fungi; Mortierellomycota; Mortierellomycetes; Mortierellales; Mortierellaceae. Gene Ontology annotation, biological process: carboxylic acid metabolic process. Gene Ontology annotation, cellular component: cytoplasm. The record is from RefSeq and is a predicted model, not a curated record.
AAAAAGACAUGCCAGCCGAGUUGUGUGAAGAUGCCAAGGAGCUUGACUUUCUCAUUACUCGAAUGAAAGAUCUCCUAGUGGAAUAUAUGGACCAAAGCAGGGCGAGUGAUGGUCUGUUGGUCGAUUACAAAGAGCCUGAAGAGUUGGAGCGGAUCAUGGACUUUUCAUUGCCGGAUCAUGGUGUAGGAUCUCAAGGAAUCUUUCCAACGAUCACACAAACAUUGAAGCACAGCGUCAAUACGUUCUCACCUCGGUUCAUGGAUAAGCUCUAUGCAGGUUCUUCUCCCAUUGGAGUCAUGUCCGAACUUCUCCUUUCAGGGUUGAACGGGAACUCUCAUGUGUAUCAUGUUUCACCUGUUUUCACAAUGAUGGAGAUCCACGUUACUCGAGCCCUUGCUCGUCUCUUUGGAUUCACGGGACCCUUAGCAGGCGGACUUUCAUGUCCCGGUGGGAGUGCCAGUAAUCAAUUAGCAAUGGUCACAGCCAGGAACGUAUUGUUUCCGGAAAUUAAAAAAAGAGGGUAUUUUCCUCGAUGGUCUGUUCAGGAACGGCGUGAAUUGGAGAGACAAUUAGGAAUCACCCUAGCUGAACCAUCUACCUUGUCCUUAAUAUCACCAACAUCAUCAACAUCGACCUAUGGGAAACUAAUUGCCUUCACAAGUAGUGCAGGGCAUUAUUCGUUGGAGAAAUCAGCUGUUAUUAUGGGCUUGGGUUCAGAGAACAUUGCUUGUGUCCCCUGUGAUUCAACUGGAGCGAUGAUUCCUUCAGAAUUAGAGCGCUUGAUCCAAGAACAUAUUGCAAUGGGGCAUACACCUUUCUUCAUCAAUUGCACUGCAGGAACAACAGUCUUGGGCGCAUUCGAUCCGAUUCGCCCUUGUGGUGAAAUUGCGAAAAAGUACAACUGCUGGUUACACGUCGAUGGAUCAUGGGGAGGUUGUACCAUUUUUGUUCCCGAGUUGGCAAAGACUUUGUUGGAUGGCUCAGAAAUGGCUGACUCGAUUACAAUCAACCCUCACAAGAUGCUUCAAACACCUCUACAGUGUUCAUUAUUACUUGUUAAGGAUUCAUCCAUCUUUCCACGUGCGAAUGCGCUUAAAGCAAACUAUCUUUUUCAUGAUCAAAGUCACGAUCUAGGUGAUGGAACCUUAGGAUGUGGCCGUCGGUCAGAUGCCAUCAAAUUCUUUUUGGGAUGGAAGUACUAUGGCAAGCUUGGAUAUCAAGCCAGGGUUGAGAAAUCACUUUCCAAUGUGAAGCGAUUUAUCGAGAUUUUAACUCAAGAUGAUUAUCAUGGACAGAGGAUUCAGAUGUUGCGUCUUGGAGAUGGAGAUGAAAAUGGAAAGAGCUCUCAACCUAGUCUGUUGCAAGUCUGUUUUUGGUACCGACCUCGAGGUAGUCGACUCAUUGAUUGGCAAGGUACAGAGAUCCUCUGGAAGAAUGAAGCUGAGCAACAACAGCAGGAGCAACACAUCUCCUCUGCUUUGCCACAUUUUACUGCCCCUGCAGUUGAGACAGACAUAGAGGCAGAGUCAGAGGCGUCCUUAAUCAACAGCAGUAUUACAGGUCAACUUUAUGGACAUCAUGACUCCUCAUCUAGGACAUCACCAUCGAAUUCCUCUGCUGUCUCGUUAUCGUCAUCUGAUUCAAUGUCAUCAGCCUCAUCAGCCUCAUUAUCAACGGCCCACGCAGGAAUCGAUAGCGACCCAAAGCCUUCUACUUCUUCUUCUUCUGCUAGACCAGUAGACCAUGGUCUAAUUUUGACAGAUCCUGAGGAGCGAGAGGAGGCUAGAGCAUGGAUGGAAAAGGUGAUUAAGGCCAUUCAUGCACGUAUCCGUACUAGAGGGAUGUUCAUGAUUGAUUAUGCACCCUUGGGGCGUUAUUUGCCCAUUUUCUUCCGUGUUGUGUUGAACCCACCGACGAUCCGGGAGCUGGACCUUGUAAUGCUUGUAGAUGAGAUUCUGGAAUGUGGAGAACUUGUUGAAAAGACUAUACCCAUUCCUGUCUGUUGCCGCGCUUAACAGAGUACCAAAAAAAGAAAUAAUAAUAAUAAUAAUAAUAAUAGAUCCAUCAAUCCAAAG